Molecule: messenger RNA, 5451 nt
Organism: Epinephelus lanceolatus (giant grouper)
Lineage: Eukaryota; Metazoa; Chordata; Actinopteri; Perciformes; Serranidae
Gene: lrrc8db
Product: leucine rich repeat containing 8 VRAC subunit Db
Cellular component (GO): cytoplasm
Molecular function (GO): protein binding
Source: RefSeq, a predicted model, not a curated record
AAGCUUUCAUAUGUUGUCCAUCCUCUCAGCUUCUGAUGUGGGGGAAAAACAGAGUGAGAUUUCUCCUGCACGUUACAACAGAUCUGUCACCACCUGACGGUCAUGGGGAAACGCACUGAGGAACAACGAGUGUGUGACUAACAUCACGCCGGGUCCACUUCCAGCAGCUGGUGCUGCCGUGCCGGCUGCGUCGCCAGUCAGAGGCAGAGGACCCGACCAUCUGAGGCGGAGUGGGGGUAGUCAGCUAAGCUGCUUACAGCCCGGCCAGCAGGCCCACGGUUGAGCUGAUGCGAAGAAAGGACGGCUUCAUCACGGCACACAAACAUGGCAUGUAAACAGAGGCGUUGUUCGGUACUGCUGGCAUCGACAUAAGUGGAUCAGACCUCCUGAAGGAAUGUUCACCCUCACAGAAGUAGCCUCGCUGAAUGACAUCCAGCCAACCUAUCGAAUACUGAAACCAUGGUGGGAUGUCUUCAUGGAUUAUCUUGGUAUUGUCAUGUUGAUGUUGGCCAUAUUUUCUGGGACGAUGCAGUUGACUAAGGACCAAGUGGUUUGUCUUCCCAUUCUGGAACAAACUCCAGAGGGGACUGGGGGCUUCUUAAGGCCCCAACCACCAGAGACAGCUGAUAGCUUAUGGAACAAAGAAAGUGCCAUUGGAGAGCAAGCCGCUCCUUUAAUGGCAAGAAGGCCUCCUGAUAGCAUUGCCCCUACAAUUCCCUUCACACAGUCGGGUACUUUUGGGCAGCCUCAGCCUACAGGUGUCAGGACAAAGCUGGAUUUUCAGCAGUAUGUUUUCGUCAACCAGAUGUGCUACCAUGUUGCCCUGCCUUGGUAUUCAAAGUAUUUCCCAUACCUCGCUCUCAUCCACACUAUUGUAUUAAUGGUCAGUAGCAACUUCUGGUUCAAGUACCCAAAGACAAGCUCCAAAAUAGAACAUUUUGUUUCCAUACUGGGAAAAUGUUUCGAAUCGCCUUGGACUACCAAAGCGCUGUCAGAGACUGCCUGCGAGGACUCGGAGGAGAACAAGCAGAGACUGGCGGGUGCAUCCUCCCUCCUGAAGCAUCUGUCCACAAGCAGCGAGGAGGGGAGUCCAAACCAGUCCGCCCCAAUGCUGACUAAAUCUGGGGUCACAUUUUCAGCUGAAAAGCUGGUUAGUGAAGUUCCCGCCAUGACCAUACUGGACAAAAAAGAUGGCGAGCAAGCAAAAGCCCUGUUCGAAAAAGUCCGGAAAUUUCGUGCCCAUGUGGAAGACAGUGACUUGAUUUACAGGCUGUAUGCCAUUCAGACAGUUAUCAAAACAGUCAAAUUCAUUUUGAUCCUGUGCUACACCAUGACAUUUGUCGCCUCUAUAGAUUUUGACCACGUGUGUGAGCCUGAAAUAAAGCACUUGACUGGAUACACCAAGUUCCAUUGUACACACAACAUGGCGUUCAUGUUAAAGAAACUCCUUGUUAGUUAUAUUGCUCUCAUAUGUGCUUACGGUGUAAUUUGCAUAUACACACUGUUCUGGCUUUUUCGGCGACCACUAAAAGAGUAUUCCUUUGAGAAAGUCAGAGAGGAGAGCAGCUUCAGUGACAUUCCGGAUGUUAAGAAUGACUUUGCGUUCCUCCUCCACAUGGUCGAUCAGUACGACCAGCUUUACUCAAAGCGUUUUGGUGUUUUUCUCUCUGAGGUGAGUGAGAACAAACUACGGGAGAUUAGCCUGAACCAUGAGUGGACCUUUGAGAAGUUGCGGCAGCAUGUGACGCGCAAUCCUCAAGACAAGUUGGAACUCCAUCUUUUUAUGCUUUCUGGAGUGCCAGAUGCUGUGUUUGAUCUCACCGAUUUGGAAAUCCUCAAACUAGAAUUAAUCCCAGAGGCCAGGAUAACAGCUAAGAUCUCACAGAUGAUAAACCUCCAGGAGUUGCACUUCUAUCACUGUCCAGCCAAAGUUGAACAGACUGCUUUCAUUUUUCUUCGCGAUCACCUCCGGUGCCUUCAUGUCAAAUUCACAGAUGUCGCUGAGAUUCCUAGCUGGGUAUACUUGUUGAAAAAUUUAAGUGAACUAUACCUGAUUGGUAACCUGAACUCAGAAAACAACAAAAUGAUUGGACUCGAGUCUCUGCGAGAUCUCAGGCACCUAAAAAUUCUGCAUCUCAAAAGCAACCUCACAAAGAUCCCAACGAACAUAACGGAUCUUUCUCCGCAUCUGAUCAAGCUGGUGAUUCAUAAUGAUGGUACAAAGCUCUUAGUGCUGAACAGUUUGAAGAAAAUACUGAAUCUCGCUGAACUGGAGCUUCUUAACUGUGAGCUGGAGCGAAUCCCCCAUGCUAUCUUCAGUUUGACCAACCUUCAGGAGCUGGAUCUAAAAUCCAACAACAUCCGUACCAUCGAGGAGAUCAUCAGCUUUCAGCACCUCAAGAGACUGACGUGCCUCAAACUUUGGCACAAUAAGAUCAUCACCAUUCCACUGUCAAUAAGCCAUGUUAAAAACCUCGAGUCGCUCUAUCUCUCACACAACAAGCUUGAAUCACUACCCUCAUCAUUAUUCACCCUUCUCAAAUUGAGGUACCUCGAUGUUAGCCACAACUCCAUAGUGGUAAUACCUCUGGAGGUUGGCUUUCUGCAGAACCUCCAACAUUUUGCCAUAAAUGGCAACAAAGUCGAAGUAGUUCCCAAGCAACUGUUCAAGUGCAACAAACUGAGGACCUUAUGUCUCGGCCACAACUGUAUCUCCUCCAUCCCAGAGAAGAUUGGCCAACUCUUGCAGCUGACACAUCUGGAACUGAAGGGAAACUGUCUGGAUCGUCUCCCGGCUCAGCUCGGUCAGUGCAGCCUCCUGCGCAGGAGCUGCCUGAUUGUGGAGGAUCAUCUCUUUGACUCGCUCCCCAUGGAGGUCAAAGAGGGCAUCAAUCAGGAAUCUAGUGUUUCUUUUCCCAAUGGGUGUAAGUGUCUAAGUGAUGGACGGUAGUCACACCCUAUGUGGCAUCAAACGUCUGCCAUUUCACCUUAGGUGUGUAGAAGUCUUUUUUUAUCAUGGCACUAGAAACAAUAGUUCAGGGUACGGUAUUGGUACACUUCAUGAUGUUUUAGCAACUUAUAUAAUGAGCAUACCACAGCACAUGCAAGGUUGGUACCACUGGAGAAAUUUUAGAUGAGCUUUAGAAGUGAUCAUUGCUUCUGUCUAUAUAUAUAUUAUUUUUUCAUUUUGUUCUCAGUUAAAGGGGAAUUCCGGUAUUUUUCAACCUGGACCCUAUUGCCAUCACCAUGCUUUUGUGUCUGAGUGAUUAAUUGGAAUAGCAAUUGUUGAGAUUGGUCCAGAAUUGUCCAGUGUGUGACAAUAUAAUGGAAAGGAUCCAUACAGAGGUCGAUGUCUUUGUUAAAGAGUAGCAUCCUUUUAAUAACAGAAACAGCCCCAAUAUCGUAAUCGUCAAACCCAUCAGACUCUACUUAAAUAAACUUUAUCAUCAUAAAACAUGCUUCAUUUAAAGCCACAGAAGCAAAAUAAAACUCACAAAAACUUAUCUUUCCACUGUUCAGAUAAUCACCACCUCUGGUUUGGUUGAAAUAAAUCUUUUAGCCUAGCAGGAGAAAUAGCUUCCUGUGCACCAACAUGACAUUUUUCUUAUAACAUGGUUUUUUGGGAUCCUAAUGGUGUGUAGUAAAGAUUUUUUCUUGUUGCCAUGGUCAACUCAUGGCCCAUGGGGUUUGUUUGGCGGCCAUCUUGAAUCGAUGUCCAAGCUAAUUACGAAAAAUGUAGAUUUUCAUCAACUGCGAUUCAAAAUAGCAGACGUUACAUUGUUAUGAGCCUAAAAUGUGUCAUUUACCUUUUUUAACCAAAAAAGAGAGGUAUGUUAAUGACCUUUCCAUUUGAUUCCUGGUGUUCAAAUUACAUGGAAAAAUGGGUUUAUUUGUCUUUGUAUCUUGUCUGGUUCAUACUCCUGCUAGACUACUUAAUUCACCCAGUUAGAUGUGAAAAUAAAAUGGCUUAAUACACACUUAAUAACCAUUUAUUUAAAUUGAGUCUGGUGGGUUUGGCGAUGGCCAUGUCAGGAAAGUUUCUGGUUAAACAAAAAGGAUUUUACUCUUUAGCAAAAAGGUCUAUCUCUGUAGGGAUCCUUUCCAUAAGUUGCCAUUACAUUGAAUAACAAUCUGAUCCUGUCAGUGGCAAAAACAAACACUUUUAGUGGACGUAACUCGAUAGUGUUCAAAUUCCCCCGAGUGCUAACAUUGCAGCGUGGUUUUGCUGCUGCUGACUGUAACAGUCUUGUUUAAUACUGAACAAAUUAAAAAAAAAAAAAAUUCCCAUUGUAGAACUUGGUCUGUGGCACUCGCUGCAAUAAAACAUAAUGUUUGACAAAAAUCGACAUUUCUUUUCAGUAGCAGUGCACCCAUUACCCUGGAUAAGACCUUGCAGUUUUUAUUAACCUACAUUUUAUCACAGAAAUAUUCUUAGUGAAACCUGUUUACAGCAAGUGUGUUAAAUAUCUAGAGUGACUGGGUCACUGCUCCUGAAAGGAGAUGUAGCUGCUGAAAUUUUUAAGGCUGUAAACACCAUACACGGAAUUUCAAUUCUGUCCGUUUUAUUGGAAUGGAGGCAGAAAUCUCAGUAUUGAUAUUUCAAAACUUGAACAAGUCAAACCACAAUCUGAAUGGAAAAAGUCAUACUAAGGGAGCGAAUAUGUUUUUCUGUUUCUCCACAAACCACCAUGAUUUACAAGCAGUAUUAUUGUUUGUGCCAGUGUUGCAAAUCAACUGGAUCACUUUCUGUUUUCCUCAGAGCCGAGCAACUACCAUGUUGUCUACAGUUACUCCAGUUGUUCCACCAUCAGGCAUUUCUGCUAACGGGGAUAGUAACUGCAAAGACCUUACAUCGCAGUCCAGUCCUACAGAAAUACGUGAAUGACCUCUUAACACCACAUUAUUACGUUGUGUUGAAAUGACAUGACUGCACCAUGGAAACAAGGCCAAAGGAAAAGUCAGUUAGGAUCUUGUCGUGGUGGGCACACAAGUAUCCUGGUUAAAUGACAUCAGGUGCGAGAUUUAUUGCACAAUCCUAUAGAUUGUUAAAAGAGCAACAAAGUCCACAUAGGAAGGAGGUCAGUUUGGUAGCCAUUAUUCAGGGGCGUAGCCAUUAUUUCAGAGGUGAGGGGGACAGAUGGUUCUGGAGUAAGGAAGGAACCAAACCCAAAUAACCAAAAACACCUGAUGACUAGGAAAAGAGGUCAUCUUUUAAUGUCAGCUAACCGUUAUCAGAAACCACGCAACUCAACUUACAUGGUUUGAUAUAAAGAAGGAGUGCAGGGUUUUCGUCCUCUUGCUAGCUUGUUCGCUGUACAUUUUUAUUCAAACGUAUUGUACUUCCAACUCGGUGCUUAGAGAGGGAACAGAGGGAGCAUCCCAGACGUCCCUCUCCCCAGCAACGCUUUCCAGCACCUCCUGAGGGACCCCAAGGCGUUCCCAGGCCAGAUA